UACAUUUGCCGUUUCUCAACAAGUUCGUCGUACGUAUGCAUCUGUUGCAUUCCUAUGUGACAAGCAUGAAGGGCGCGCUUGACGAUUUCAAAGUGAUGCUCACGAGGAAGGAGUCCUUCACCUGCCUCGCCAAGGCGGUCGCGUUGCUUGUGAUCUUCGCGCUCGGCGCCGUCACCGGCCUCUGGGCGGCCGCCGGGCCCCGCGGGUACUACGACUACGACACCAGCAUCCAGUUCCCGAGCACCACCGUGAUCGUUGGCCGGGGCCGCGUGUGUUGCCGUCCCGACCCGGACCCCGGCUUCGCGGAGUUCGUGGCCCCGACGCGCCUCAUGCACGACAUGAAGGACGAGGAACUGUUCUGGCGCGCCACGUUGGUGCCGGCCGCCGGCGUGUACCCGUUCGAGCGUGUGCCGAAGGUGGCCUUCAUGUUCCUCGCCGGCCGCGGCGUCCUGCCGAUGGCGCCGCUCUGGGAGCGCUUCUUCCGCGGCCACGAGGAUCACUUCUCCGUCUACGUCCACGCGCCGCCUGGGGUAGCAAUCAACGUCUCCGUGGAUUCGCCGUUCUACGGCAGGCAGAUCCCCAGCCAGAAAACCUCAUGGGGCUCCGUGUCACUGAUGGACGCAGAGAAGCGGCUGCUCGCGAACGCGCUGCUUGACUUCUCCAACGAGCGGUUCGUCCUCCUCUCCGAGAGCUGCAUACCGGUGCACAACUUCUCGACGGUCUACGAGUACCUCGUCGACUCGCAGCACAGCUUCGUGGAGGUCUACUACCGGAGCAACAAGCAAUGUCGCGGGAGGUACAGCGGCCGCAUGGCGCCGGACAUCACGCUGUGGCAGUGGAGGAAGGGCUCCCAGUGGUUCGAGCUCAGCCGGGACAUCGCCACGAGCAUCCUGACGGACACCAGGUACUACCCGCUCUUCAGGAGGCACUGCCGGCCGUCGUGCUACCCCGACGAGCACUACGUCCAGACGUACGUGAACAUGCGCCACGGCGCGCGCAACUCGAACCGCACCGUCACGUACGUCGACUGGUCCAGGGGCGGGUCGCACCCGGCGAUGUACGGCGCGAGGGACGUCACGCCGGAGCUGAUCCAUAGCAUCAGGACGAGCGAAGAGCCAUGCAUGUACAACUCUCGCUUGACAUCAACCUGCUACCUGUUCGCGAGGAAGUUCGCGCCCAACGCGUUGGCGCCGCUGCUCAACAUCUCGGCGACGGUCAUGCAGUACUAGGGAUUUUUUUU
Messenger RNA from Phragmites australis (common reed), 1240 nucleotides. Its product is annotated as glycosyltransferase BC10-like. Lineage: Eukaryota; Viridiplantae; Streptophyta; Magnoliopsida; Poales; Poaceae. Gene Ontology annotation, molecular function: glycosyltransferase activity. The record is from RefSeq and is a predicted model, not a curated record. Bases 36 to 1229 code for a protein of 397 amino acids. Gene Ontology annotation, cellular component: membrane. The transcript has 2 exons.